Lathyrus sativus (Indian pea) is the source of this 726-nucleotide messenger RNA. The record is from the annotation of a GenBank genome assembly. NCBI's taxonomy places the organism in Eukaryota, Viridiplantae, Streptophyta, Magnoliopsida, Fabales, Fabaceae.
AUGGUGUCACACACAAUUGAACUUUUGAAGAACGAGAUUCCUCUUGAACAAGAGUCGGUGGUUUUAGCUGAAGACGCUGUAAAUGGUCUUGUUCUUGUUGAUAUCAUAAAUGGCUUCUGCACAGUUGGUGCUGGAAAUCUGGCGCCAAGAGAGUCUAAUAAACAAAUUUCAGAAAUGAUCAGUGAAUCGGCAAGGCUAGCGAGACUGUUCUGUGAGAAGAAAUUGCCAGUAAUGGCUUUUCUUGAUUCUCAUCAGCCUAACAAGCCAGAGGAGCCUUAUCCCCCUCACUGUAUUGCUGGGACUGAUGAAUCAAAUCUAGUUCCAGCCUUGAGAUGGCUGGAGAAUGAAACGAAUGUAACAAUCAGACGUAAGGAUUGUUUUGAUGGAUAUGUUGGGUCAAUGGAAGAAGAUGGUUCAAAUGUUUUUGUGGAUUGGGUGAAGAAGAAUAAGAUUAAAACAGUGGUGGUGGUAGGUGUAUGCACAGAUAUAUGUGUUCUGGAUUUUGUAUGUUCUACAAUGUCUGCUAAAAACCGUGGUUUUCUGAAGCCUCUACAAGAUGUGGUGGUGUAUUCAAAUGCAUGCGCUACCUUCAAUGUCCCUCUUGACGUAGCCACAAAUAUCAAAGGAGCUUUAGCCCAUCCCCAGGAGUUUAUGCAUCACGUAGGUCUGUAUAUGGCCAAAGAACGUGGAGCCAAGAUAGCAAAGCAAGUGUUGUUUGGUCAGUAG